Botrytis cinerea B05.10 is the source of this 4621-nucleotide messenger RNA. RefSeq lists its product as hypothetical. Lineage: Eukaryota; Fungi; Ascomycota; Leotiomycetes; Helotiales; Sclerotiniaceae. The record is from RefSeq and is a predicted model, not a curated record. The coding region runs from base 396 to 4469 and encodes 1357 amino acids. The transcript is spliced from 5 exons.
GGCAAAUGUCUAUCUUUGAGUUCUGCUCGUUUGUUUGGUGGAUCGUUGUUAAGUAGAAAUGAGUAGGGUAAUGAGCCAACGGAAUAAAAAGUUGUCCAUUAAAGAGAAUCAGUCGAGCCAAGGAAGAUAUGUACCUGGGUUGGAUUCUGAUUUGCUUUGAUUUCAUUCUUGUUGGUUGUUGCUGUUCUGUUCUUUUAUACAACAUAGCAGUAGUAGCAGCAGUAUGUGAAGCACGCGAUACCCCUUUGGGACUGGAGACUAUUGUUCCAACACAGCCAAUCUAUUAGAUGCCUCGAAGCGAAGUUAUUGAUAACUUUGCUCUUCCAUCUUCUUAACAACUCUCUUCACAACUUUUCCCCCUUCUUCACAUAAAUGUUCAAACUCGACGCACAACCAUGAGAUUUCCAAAACUAAACUCCCCAGCUUCGAUGACUGAAUCAACAACAGAUCUAGAUAUGAUGUACAACAAUCCAUCAGCACCAGAAGAGGCUGAUCUCCAAUCCUCGAAAACGGAUAAUGUUUGGAACAAUCUAAUUGUACCGCACACCGAGUUAAUCAAUUCCAACACUUCAGAUCUCAAUGAUCAAACUUCAAGUCCCCUAACCGCGAAAAACCUCGAUAUUUUGAGCAAUUCGGCACAUUCCAGUCCCAUAAAACACAGAAGCAAAUCGUCAAAAGCCACAACUGUUCGUUCUAGCUCAGUUGAAGAAGUUUUAAAUCAAGAAGAAGAAGUUUUAAAUCAAGCAGAAGACCAAGAUCGGCAGGAGCUUCCAGCGAUUGACAACAGCACAACAGCAAAGACCAUAGCUAGCAUAUUGGAUAGCAAAAAUCCUGGCCUCUUCCAGUUACUCAAUAUUCGAAGUAUAAAUUUAGUAGGGGAUCUUGUAGGAAGACUUAUUCAUUUCGAUCAUCGCGACCCUAUCCUCCAAAGAUAUCAAUAUUUUGAACCACACCCAGUAGCCGGAUCGAACGGCCUCCUUUCGUGGCUCACUUCGCAGGAAAAAAUGGCAGAAGGAAUCAUUGAGUCUGAAAGCCGGGAGUUCUUUCAUUGGGGAUGGAAUCCAGCAAUCUUUUCACGAGCAGUUCGACUGGGCCUACGCGCUCCUUUCAUAGUUCCAUAUGAGAUCAGCACGGUGUCUGGAACUUGGUUCAAAGGAUCCAAUAAAAUAAACAGAGAUAGAUUGGCUUGGGAGGUCUUAUAUCAAGCAAUUUUUCCCACAAGUGGAAUGAAGCAAAACUCUUAUGAGUUUCAGGCUUUGGCACAUGAUUUUUACUCUGGAAAAGAGGUUCAACAUGCAGAUUACUACGCUCAUUUGACGGAGCCGGAUACAUCCUCCUUAGAAAAGGGUUCAGCGACCAAGCUUUUUCAUAUCACAGCAAUCGAUAUGGGCGAAUCCAGGCAGAAUCUUCACCGUAACCUGUAUGGAGGGACUGAGGGCAUAGAAUCUGCCAAACUCAAACCAAUUGUAGACCUUUUCCUCAUCGAACUUAUCCAAAUGAAUGAGAUUGAAAAUGAGCUCAUUCGCGUAGAGAAGAAUAAAGGCGUGGAAAAGUCGAGUUUCACAGUCACCAAGGUCCAGGGUACGGAGGUUCGACGUUCUUCAAGGUAUCACGAAUGCCUCCAUAAACUCAAUACUUUGGAAAAAAGCAAGGAGGAGCCAGGAAAAGCUGUGGCUAGAAGUGUUUUGGAGGAUUUUGUUCAAAAAAUCAACAUCCAUGGACUGGACUCGAUGAUAGGAUCGGAAACUUGGUCUGUAACUCAUAUCCGUACCAUUCCGACAUUAGAUGAGCCUGCUGAGGAAAUUACCGUCGUUGAGGCCGUUGCUUCCGUUACACCUAACAAUACAGGUGGUUCAUUUCCCCCUCGGUCUACUUCACCGCUAUCAAUUCCAGAUAUUCCAGAGUCAAAGACAGAGACAGCAUCUAGAAAGAAGAAGAAGAAGAAGAUAAAGGGUAAAAAUAACACAAAGAAGGUUUUGAAGCAGGAAAGCGACCCGAAGUCUAUAGUGGCGGAAGUCGGAAGUCAAAAUUCUGAGGCCAUUAGCAAGGAAACUCCUUCCAUCGCAUCUGACCCCUUGAACUACCAUUUCGACGAUGCUAGGGAUCCAUUAAUCGAGGACGACUCGAAUUGGGAGAUCGUGAAACCCAAGCCUAGCAAGGCAAAGGGCCUACAGGCUACCAACCAUAAUCGUGCAGCGCAUUCUUCCAAAGCGUACAAAGAUACUUUCAUUAGUGCCAAAGUCACAUCCAGUCAUAAAGUCAGUCGAAAGAAGCCAGAGAUACCCGCAAAAGUACCAACUCAGACUACAGCCGCUGCUUUAAAGAGCGAUGAUAAGUUUGAGAUCGAGAGCUUAAAUGACUUCCCAGAAAUGUUCUCGCCUUCAAAGAAUGCUGUACAACAACCCCUCGGAGCAACCAAAAAGAAGUCUACGGUCAUAAUGAUACAAGCGGUUUUGCCAAAGGUAGAACCAGAAACUCCAGCCAAGGAGGAGCCUGCAAUCCUGCUGGAAGAACCUCUUCUGCCAAGUACAGACCUUGAUAUCAGCGCUGUUAUUGAAGCCGAAAUUCAUCAUAGUCGAACAAAGGUUCCAAUUCAACCGGUAACAAUCAUGUCAUCGCCUGUUAUUUCGAUAAAACAGGCCAGUCUUCCUAUGGAAGAUUCGUCUGAAGAUGUCUUUAAAUUCGCUAAAAUUGGUGCUUCUCCAGACAUUGAGCCCACUCGGACCUUAAUCGAUGAAAUUAAGGUAAUGAACUCUAUCAACUGUGGUUCUAUUAAGGAUGGUUCUACUAGUACCAUGGGCACUGAGCCUGAAGUUGAAAAUAUCACUACAACUUUGCCCAGAAAACCAUCACCUCCUGGGCUUACUUUGAGUCGUGAUGCACCAAUUUAUCUAGGAGAUUUCGAUGGUCCCAGCCAAACAGUCGAAAAAAGAUUCCGAAGUUCUUCAACUAACGCCAUGAUAACCUCGGGUUCCCUUGGUUUUGACGAUGAUGAGGAAAGCUCUGAUCAUGCAAACUCCAUCAGGCCUGCAUCUGUUUCUGAAAUUAUGAUCACAAAGUCUAUAGCGGAUACCUCUAGUAAAGUCUCCUAUUCAAAAACAUAUCCACGGAUGCUGCCACUAGCAAUAUCACUGGGUUCUGCUACUGGUAAAUUCAGAUCAGUCCAAAAUCUGUGUGCUGUUAACUACACAUCUUCUAAAGCCGCUGUUGGAAAUGCUCAUAUAAUGGCUACCUCGCUCGUCUCUGGUAGCGCAUCUGUGAAUGCCAUUGUCAACAACGCAUCCGAAGCUGCAGAGACAUUCGUCUCAGAGGCUUGUACUGGCAUUCAAGACACCCAAUCAUCUGUGGAAACUACCCCGAUGCCUGUCGGUGGGCCUGUUACAAUCACUAGCUCUCCAUUAACUAUUCAUGGCCCUCAACCUCGGAGCUUCCGUCCAUCUUUGAUGGAUUUGGAUUCCCUAAACUUGAACUCUGAAGAAGCUGCCCCUCUAGGAAGUCAAAGACAUACUCAGCAGACAAGUGUAGCAAGUCAUGAUGGUGCAGGACAAAAUUCGUCUGAAUUUUCUAAUGGUUGGAGUCGACAACAACUAUCAAGCAGUGCUAUCAUUAAUGCAGGCCCACGUACACAUACGGAGCCGGAUACAGCCCGAAUACCCUUCUUCUGUACUUAUUGCAACGACUAUCACUACGCUACAAUAGACAGUCCUAUGAUUCUAUGCCACGCUUGUGGUCCUGAUAGUGGUAUCAAAUAUUGUUCAAUCGCAUGUCUUCUAGCAGAAAGCCUUGCUCAUGCCGAUGUUUGCCAAGAAUUUUUGUAUGACUCCGAGACGUUCACAAUCAGUCGCCCAACUGCGUAUCAAAUAUUUUACACUGGUGUUCUCGCGGCUCCUCUCACGUUCGGCACUACAUCUAAAAAGUCCAUCUAUGCCUACCGCCAAAAAGUCUUUGCAAUGUAUUGUAGUAGCGGACCAUUUCCAAAAAUUCGUGCAGCAUGGGCUCGACGAAACAACACCUUACCCACUCUUCCGGAACAAGGUGCAAUUGAGGCCGCCAACAAGACCGGUAGUUAUUUUGUAUUCAAAUCUGCUUUGACAAGUAACAACAAUCUCAUGAACCUGGAUAGCACAGUCAUCUGUACAAUCAAAUUUCGUCCCAACGAUCGUAUGUUGCAAGCGGUCGAUCGAUGCCUUGAAUCUUGCUUUGGAUUGAGUCACGACCACCACUACGCUGUCAAAGAAUUCUUGUACAGACUCAUCAAGGAUCUGCUUUCUAAUGAUGAAUCCUUUGAUUGCUUUCCACAAACAGAAGAUCGAUUAACUGUAUUGCAUGAAUUCCAACAUCAAUAUGAUCUAGAAUUCAAUUUUGACGCUGAGAUGCAGAGCGCGCGAUCUGACAAGUUUGACUUCGAGUCAGAAUGGUCUCUCAUUGAAUAUCUUUUGAGUUUAUCAGACUCUGAGGAAUUGGUCUAGAUAUCAGAUGCUAAGACUUUGGAUAUCUUGAAAAGCAUGUUGAUUGUUGGACAUUCUAUUCAAUGAUAAUGUGAGCUAUAGUACAAAACAUUACCUGCUCAUCAUGCUAUACGACCUUCACCUUCAAAAAACUAGGAUCUCAGACACGAUCA